CUUUUAAUAACCUUAUAGUGUGAAGAUUUUUGUUACUAUUACAUUUCUUUUAGCUCUUUUGAUCCUAUUUUAUCAAGUAAUUGCUACCUUUCACCAACACACAAACUAAAUAAGUGGCGUAAAUGUGAAAAAUGAAAUAAAAUGUGAAGGGAGAGAAUCUAUUGACGAAGAGAUGUGAUGACAGCUUACUGAAAUUUGGCAUUUGCAUGGAAUCCAACAAAGAUUUGGAUUGAAGUAGAGAAAGGACAAAGGUUUUCCCCAUGUACACUUUCCCACCUUAUCUUUCCUCUCUCUCACUUUCUCCAUUUUAAACCACCGAACUCACUACCCACUGCUACAUAUCUACACUAGGUACAUUUUCCCUCAUUAAAUACAAGUUGAAACUACUUCCUAUAGUUCAUUCAUAAGUGUGGAUGUACUUGUAUUCUCUACUCUUGUAACUUCAUUCCUUUUUCAUUGAGAAAAAUAGAAUGUUCAUUUCCCUUCUAGAAACAAACUAGUACAUAUAAUCGUUGUUCAAGGUUUCUUUAUUAGCUUCUGCACGACAUCCUGGUGAUUGUGAUGGCUCUAGAAGCUUCAACGCCUUUGCUGAUGGAUCCCCAUGUUCCGAUGUUGACAUCAACCAAUGCAGGUACAACUCCGGAUGAACAAGAGCAAACGCAUCGACGACCAAACAUUUCAGAGGUUAUGGAGGAGAUCAAAUUACUGUAUUCAAUAGCCUUACCCAUCAUUGCUGCUGGAUUGCUUACAUAUGGAAAAUCAAUGAUAUCAAUGCUGUUCAUGGGUAGAUUAGGUAAAGAAGAACUUGCUGGUGGAUCUUUGUCUAUUGGCAUAGCCAAUAUCACUGGCUACUCUGUUCUUUCUGGACUUGCUUUGGGUAUGGAGGCUAUAUCUUCUCAAGCUUGGGGUGCCAAGCAAUGGCCUCUUAUGGGUCAAACUCUCCAACGAACAAUCUUGAUUCUGUUAUUUUCAUCCCUCCCCAUUUCCGUCUUGUGGCUAAAUAUUGAACCUUUGCUUAUUCUCUGUGGCCAAGAUCGAACCAUUUCAUCAAUUGCUUCUACUUACCUGUGUUUCUGUCUACCUGAUCUUUUCAUUCAAUCCAUUAUCAAUCCUCUCAAAAUCUACUUGAGAACUCAGAAUGUCAUAUUCCCUCUUACGUUUAGUGCUGCUUUUUCACUUGUCCUGCAUGCACCUAUCAACUAUUUCCUUAUCUAUAACCUUAGCCUUGGUUUUAAAGGUGUUGCUAUAGCCGUGGUGAUUGCCGAUUUCAAUCUACUUAUUGUUCUUUUUCUUUAUGUUAACCUUUCUGGUGUUCAUAGAAAAUCUUGGCACGGUUGGUCAGCUGAUUGCUUUGAUGGGUGGAAACCAAUUUUGAGUCUUGCAGUCCCUAGCUGCAUCUCUGUAUGCUUAGAGUGGUGGUGGUAUGAAUUGAUGAUAUUGUUGUCAGGGGUUCUUUUUAAUGCUGCAGAAGCUGUGUCUACUAUGGGAAUUCUCUUGCAGGCAACUUCACUUGCUUAUAUAUUUCCAUCAGCAUUAAGUUUAGCUGUUUCCACAAGAGUUGGAAAUGAGUUGGGAGCCAAUCGACCUAGUAAAGCAAAGACUUCAUGUCAUGUAGCAACUUUAUGUGCCUUAGUUACUAGCAUCGUAGCAAUGCUAUUUAUGACAUCCUUUAGAAGUACUUGGGGCAAGGCUUUUACAGACGACAAGGCGAUUUUGGCAUUGACAGCGGCAGCAAUGCCGGUGGUGGGGUUGUGUGAAUUGGGCAACUGCCCACAGACCACCGGUUGUGGUGCUUUGAGGGGGAGUGCGCGGCCAGCUUUAGGUGCUCAUAUAAACUUGGGCUCUUUCUAUGGAGUUGGGUUGCCUCUGGCAAUUUAUUUGGGCUUUGGUAUGCAAAUGGGUUUGUUGGGCCUUUGUUUUGGCUUGUUGGCUGCUCAGGCUGUUUGUGCAUGUCUCAUGUUUUUUGUGUUGAAUAGAACGGAUUGGCUGAUGCAAGCUCAGAGAGCAAAAGAGUUGCUUGGUGUUGAAGAAGAAUAUCAAACUAUAUCAAUCAAAACAGUUUGCUGGUAGAAAGUAAUUAGUUUAUGCUUUUCUCCCCUCCUGUGAUACCUAUAAGAAUAGGACAGUGCUAUGUAUGUUGGGUUUUUUUAUAUUUCUUGAGCGUUUCUGUUUCUGUAUAAUUUUUUUUCUCAUUUUACAUGCUUUCGGUUUUUGUGGUCCUAUAAGUAAACAAUUAAGGUGAAUGUAUAUAUGUUGUUCAUGGAA
This is a messenger RNA of Capsicum annuum, 2265 nucleotides long. Its product is annotated as protein DETOXIFICATION 48. The transcript has 2 exons. Gene Ontology annotation, cellular component: membrane. Bases 562 to 2070 code for a protein of 502 amino acids. Gene Ontology annotation, biological process: xenobiotic detoxification by transmembrane export across the plasma membrane. NCBI's taxonomy places the organism in Eukaryota, Viridiplantae, Streptophyta, Magnoliopsida, Solanales, Solanaceae. The record is from RefSeq and is a predicted model, not a curated record. Gene Ontology annotation, molecular function: xenobiotic transmembrane transporter activity; antiporter activity.